CCCCUCCUCCGCAAACCGACCGCAUCAUCACUCACUCUCCAUCUAACUCUUCUGACUUCAUAUCUUCAGAAGAUCCAAUUACUUUCGACUUGAUAACUUCAAAAGGUCAUGCUAUAACCGACACUUCAUUCGACUCGUCUGCGGUGUCUCCUUUACCCCCACAAUGCGCGUCCCCGCUCCACUCUUCCGCAGGAGUUGGACCUCCUCCAUAGCGAACGCUGGCAGAUUAGCUCCUAGACAACUCACCCUUUCAUCUCCACGGCCGGUAUAUAACAUCUCAAGACAGGGCACCGCCUCUACAACUCGAUUCAUCGCUAGCUACACACACCCGCAUCAUGCCUCCGCAAUCUCUGUUCUCCCCACGGCGGUGGAUACCUCAUCGCCCGACUUCAAAGAGAAUGCUCAACAAAUGCAAGAAGUUCUAGAUAGGAUGAACAGCAUCCACAGUACAAUUGCGCAAGGAGGUCCACAGAAAGCCAAAGACAAGCAUAUUGCCCGAGGAAAAAUGCUACCCCGGGACCGAGUCUCAGCUCUCAUCGACCCAGGGACAUCCUUUCUCGAGCUCUCACAGCUAGCAGGUCACGAGGUCUACCCGGGAGAAGAUGUUCCUGCAGGAGGUAUUAUUACCGGGAUCGGAACGGUCGAAGGAGUGACGUGUAUGAUCGUUGCAAACGACAGCACUGUCAAGGGCGGCACAUACUACCCCAUCACGGUGAAGAAGCACCUCCGUGCGCAGGCCAUUGCUCAAGAGAACAAGCUUCCGUGCAUCUACUUGGUUGACUCCGGUGGUGCCAACCUUCCGCACCAAGCUGAUGUCUUCCCGGACAAGGAACACUUUGGCCGCAUCUUCUUCAACCAGGCCCGGAUGAGCUCGCAGGGUAUUCCCCAGAUCUCCGUCGUCAUGGGUCCGUGUACCGCGGGAGGCGCCUAUGUUCCAGCCAUGAGCGACGAAACAAUCAUCGUCGAAAACCAGGGAACAAUCUUCCUCGCUGGGCCUCCUCUCGUCAAAGCCGCCACCGGCGAGGUCGUCUCAGCAGAAGAUCUAGGGGGUGGUCAACUCCACAGCACAAUAUCUGGAGUGACGGAUUACUUAGCUGUCGAUGAUGCCCAUGCCCUCGUACUCGCACGCCGCUCCAUCUCUAACCUCAAUUACCCAACCACAACAACUGCCAACAAUCUAUCUCUCACAGGCAACAACAACAACAUUGGCAGCAUAAAGGAACCCCUCUACGACCCUGAAGAGCUCAAUGGUAUCGUGGGCACAAAUCUGCGUCGCCAGAUUCCAGCCCACGAAGUUAUCGCCCGCAUUGUCGACGGCAGUGAGUUCGCCGAGUUCAAGCGCGACUACGGGACAACCCUCGUCACCGGUUUUGCCCGCAUCCACGGUCAUCAAGUAGGCAUUGUCGCCAACAACGGUAUUCUCUUCUCCGAGUCAUCCCUCAAGGGUGCACACUUCAUCGAACUCUGUGCGCAGCGCAAGAUUCCUCUCGUCUUCCUUCAAAACAUCUCAGGCUUCAUGGUUGGAGCAGACGCAGAAAAGGGCGGUAUUGCAAAGAACGGCGCGAAGCUCGUUACCGCCGUAGCCUGCGCUGAUGUCCCUAAGUUUACUGUCGUCUUUGGUUCUAGUGCCGGUGCAGGAAACUAUGGCAUGUGCGGCCGUGCCUACUCGCCCCGCCUUCUCUUCAUGUGGCCCAACGCAAAGAUUGGCGUCAUGGGCUCCGAGCAGCUCUCCUCCGUCAUGGAAGCCGUCGGCCGCACCGCAGACCCCGAGCUAAAGGACCGCAUCGAUCGCGAGUCCGAGGCAACCUUCUCCUCUGCACGGCUAUGGGAUGACGGUGUUAUCCCACCGUCACAUACAAGACGGGUCCUGGGCUUGAGUUUGUCCGCUGCUCUGGGCGGAAAGGUAGAUGACGUACAGACGAGGUUUGGAGUGUUCAGGAUGUAGAUUCCGUUUGAUUUUCUGUUUUACCCGUUCUACUUGGCGUUGGAAUGGGGGUUGUUAGGGGCUUUGAAGUAAUUAUAGCAUGAAAGAAAACAAUAGCGUUGAAUCGUAGCCAAAAUGACAGCCUAGAAGGCCCGUUGCCUAUUCCAGACUUGAGUUUAGGGUUUCGGAGCCGGAGCCGGAACCGGAACUCGUAGUCUACCCCCGUGGAAAACUUUGAGCUCAU
Aspergillus calidoustus is the source of this 2168-nucleotide messenger RNA. NCBI's taxonomy places the organism in Eukaryota, Fungi, Ascomycota, Eurotiomycetes, Eurotiales, Aspergillaceae. The record is from the annotation of a GenBank genome assembly.